GCCACAAGUAGGAAGUGUAUUUGUUAUAUGAGUCUCUUGAAACAUGGGCUUUUACUCACUAUGUGGUUCUGUAACUCUCCUUGGGUUUUUCCUCUGUAUAUCAGAGGUAGAGAGCAUGAGGACACUGAAAAAUGUAGCUGUAAAAAGAGGAGGAUCUGUCACUGUUCCAUGUCUUUAUGAUGAGAAGUACAAAGCGAACAAUAAAUUCUGGUGCAAAGGGAACUAUUGGUCUACCUGCAGUAUCGUAGCCUAUGCAAACUCAAGUGGAAAUCCAUCAGUCAUUGAUCAUCCAGAGCAGAAUUUGUUGACGGUGGAACUGAACUCUGUCUCUGAGUCUGGAACGGGUUGGUGUGCUGCAGAAAUUGGGGAUAAAUGGCAAAAGGAUGACCAGGAUUAUUUGUACCUGACAGUUAGUCAAGAUCCUGAUCUGUCAGUGAAUGAGAGCAGAGUGAGAGGUGAGGAAGGAGGCAGCGUCACAGUCCAGUGUCUGUACAGUGCUGAGUAUCAGAAUACACAGAAGCAGUGGUGCAGAUUCAAAGAUGGACAAUGCAACAUAGUGGGGACUGAAACAUCACAGAAUUCCACAGUGUACAUCAGUGAUGAUGGGAAAGAAAUCUUCAGUGUAAAGAUGAGCAAACUGCAGCAGAGUGAUGCUGGAUGGUACUGGUGCAGUGCAGGAGAUCUACAGGUUCCUGUUCACAUCAAUGUCAGUGAUCCACCUCCAGUCAAUACAUCAAAUAUUACAACAGUGUCCACAACAGUGUCUACAAACACCCAUAAAGACAACACAUACACAUCUGACUCAAAGCACAAUUCAGUGUUUGUGACAUCAGUUCCCAGCAGUGAUGAAACCACUAGUUUGGUUUGGACCCUGAACCAUUGGUACCUGGUGGCCCUUCUUCUGCCACUGGUGAUACUGGUCAUCAUCAUCUGUAUGCUCAGAAAGAAAUGUGGUUUCUCCAAAUGAUGUCACCAAUGAGACCCUCUACAGCUAUGAGGUUUACCAGUAAGAGAGGAUGACUUACUGUUUGGCUGGAAGGAAACUGUGUGUGGAGCCUCAGGGAUCUCUAAUGGGCCCUAACAGAUAAAAUCCCAGUCAUGACAAGGACAACAUGCCCCACACUCACUGCACAGCCUUACAUCAUAGUCACAUGACCCUCCGUCAUUCAAAAAAAUAAGAAAGAAAUUUCCUCACUGUAGAUUUCACUUAUUCUCUUCUGUACUUUAAUUUUUUUUGUCUUUUGUUUGAUCUGAAAUGUAUUUAUAGUGUUUAUAUUUCAUGUUUUUAUUUCAUUAUAUUUUAACUCAAAAUCCUUUUACAUUAUCAUUUCUGUUCACAUGGUCUACAGUCCUUAAAUACAACAUUAGUGUACAACAUAACACACUGCAGAACCCACAAAGCUUAAUGAGUAAAAACCUGUAGGAAAAAUAUCUUCUGAUUUUAAAUUAAAGCAUGCAAUUAUUACGCUCUACUAUGCUACGCUAUUAUUAUAACCUCCUAGUGAAGCCAGUGUUAAUAUGAGUGAUGAUUAGGAAAACACUUCACAUGGUGAAAUUUUAACUAUACAUACAUAAACAUCUAAGAUGAAAUGCUUCUCUUUUAUAUAAUUAAGGAAAUAAUUCAAGAUAACGGAUCACAAGCAGCAUGGACAUUCUGAUAAACUGUGCUGGAAUCUGAUUACAAUCUGAAUGGAUUAGACUCAUGACCCUGUAAAGAUGAACAGACCAUUCACUGUGGGAGAACAUCACACUUAGUCUGUAGUCUGACUGUAUUGUAGCACCGUUUAGAGGGGAAGAAAGUCACAUACACUGAAUGUGAACUCACCAGUUAUUACAGUCUGAGCCUUUACACUGUAUUUGUCUGUCAUGUCAUGAAUAACACUUGUCUUUUUCCUCUGGAGAUAAUGUUGAUUGCUGGUUACGAGCUUUCUGAACCAUGUAGUCCCGCGGUUCUUAUUGUCGCCAUCUAGUGGGAAAUAAAGGCAUGACAGGG
Molecule: messenger RNA, 1993 nt
Organism: Tachysurus fulvidraco (yellow catfish)
Lineage: Eukaryota; Metazoa; Chordata; Actinopteri; Siluriformes; Bagridae
Product: polymeric immunoglobulin receptor-like
Exons: 9
Coding region: 44-967 (307 amino acids)
Source: RefSeq, a predicted model, not a curated record